Messenger RNA from Plasmodium gaboni, 5838 nucleotides. RefSeq lists its product as hypothetical. The record is from RefSeq and is a predicted model, not a curated record. Lineage: Eukaryota; Apicomplexa; Aconoidasida; Haemosporida; Plasmodiidae. The coding region runs from base 1 to 5838 and encodes 1945 amino acids. The transcript has a single exon.
AUGAACGUUUGUAAAAUGAAAGUUCAACAGAAAAAGAAUUUGAAAGAUUGUAAUUUAAAAAGUAAGAAUACAAUAUUGACAAAUUAUGAAAAGAAAAAAAUUGAGAAUGAUGAGAAGGAUUCAUUAAAAUUCUCUAAAUUAAGUGAUAAUAAAAAUAAAGUUGUUAAUAGUAAAUUCUUAAAAAAUGAUAAUUACAAACUGAAUGAAAGGAAAGAAAGUUUAACAAGAUGUAGUACAAACGAAUCGUUAAAAUUAAAGAAUAUUAAAACAACAACAAAAGAUAAUAAUAAUAAUAAUGAUAAUGAUAAUAUUGAUAAUAUUGGUAAUUGCAAAUUAAUAUUUAAAAAAAAUGAUAAAGAUAUAGAAUCAACAGUAAGAGAAGAAGAUGGCAAAAAAAUUGAGAAAAAAACGAAUGAUUUUAUAAAUAAUAAAAAUGAAUAUAGAGUAAACAACAAGUCAAUAUUAAAAAGUAAAGACAGCAAAAGUAAUAAUAAUAAUAAUGAUAAUAAUGAUAAUAAUAAUAAUAAUAUUUAUAAUAAUAUUAAUAUUUGUAAAUUAAAAACUAUCGAUGAUAAAAAUAAAAAACAACAAACAGAUACUUAUUCUCAAAAAGAGAAUGUGGAAGAUACUUCAAACAAUAUGAAGAAAAAUUCUUCGUUAAAAAAUAUUAAAAAGAAUCAAUUGAAUGAAAAGGAAAUUAUUUCAAAUACUGUGGAAGAAAAAAAAAAUAAUACUCAUAGUAAAGGGGAUAAAGAAAAUAAUAUGGUAGUUACAAAAAAUGUAAAGAAAAUGAAUUCGGUAUCAAAAGAUAUAAAUAAUAAAAAUAAUAAUUCAAAGAAAGAUGUUUUAAAAAGUAAAAAAAGUGAGAAAUUAAAAGAUAAAUUAAUUAAUAAUGUGAGCGGGAAAAAAAGUGUGAAUAAAGAAAAUGAAAUUAUCCAAUCUAGUAGUGGUAGAAGAAGUAGUAGUAGAUAUUCAAUUGAUUAUGGUCGACGAGAAAGUUCAAGAAGAGGUUCAAUUAAGGAAGAGAAAGGCAAAGAAAGGAGAGGAAGUAAAAAUGUGUCUAAGAAGGUGUCUAAAUCGAAAUAUACAAGAAAGAAAUCGAAAAGAAUUAAUGAUGAGUCUGACGAGUCGGAUGAUGAUGAUGAUGAUGAUGAAGAAGAAGAUGAUGAGGAGGAGGAAGAGGAAGAAGAAGAGGAAGAAGAAGAAGAAGAAGAAGACGAAGAAGAGGACGAAGAAGACAACGAAGAAGAGGACGAAGAAGACAACGGAGAAGACAACGAUGAUAAUGACGAUGAUGACAAUAGUGACAAUAGUGACAAUAGUGACAAUAAUGAUGAAGAAAGCGAUGAUGUAUACACUAAUAGAAGUAGAAGAAGUACAAGGUGUAGCAUAGUCAAAAGAAAAUCAGUUAGAUCUAUAGGAAAAAGGGAGAGCAAAAUAAUAAAAAAAAGUACGAGUAAAACAAAAAAUAAUAAGAAGAAAAAGGGAAGUGUAAUUAAGUUAGUGAAGAAAAAAGGAAAGUUGAGCAAAAAAGAAAUAUUAAAGAAAAAGAAGAAGAAGAAGACCAAAGGUAAAUUAAAAAAGAAUUCUAAAGUAUAUCAAAAAAAAAAGAAUAUAAAAAAUGAAAAAAAUGAUAUGGAUGAAGAAGAAUUAGAAGAAGAAUUGGAAGAAGAAGAAGUAGAGCCUUCAUAUUUUGAUGAAUAUAAUCUUUCUAUAGAAGAAAGGAAAAAAGAUUUAGAAGAGAAAGAGAAAAAAAGAGAAAUAAAAGAGAAUUAUAUAAAACAAAUAAAAUUGCCAAAGUAUGCAGAUGAUGAGUCCAUUAUAUUUAUAAAUAAUCCUAAUUAUGUGAUGGUUUUAUUAUUUUUAACAGUAUAUAAAGAUGUAUUAAAAAUGAAUUGGAAUUUUAAAGAUAUUGAAGAAAUGUUUCAGAAUAAAGAGACCACUGAGUUUGGUCGAAAUUUUAUAUUAAAGUUAUUUUUUUUCUUAGGAAGAUAUUUUAAUUCAAAAUCUAUAUUCAUGUAUAAAUAUAUAUCUAGAAUAUUUGAAGAUAAAGAAGAGAGCUUAUCAAGGGUUGUGAAUUUCCAUGAAUUAUUUCCUAUUCUUGAAAUGAAGAAGGAGAUGAAGAAUAGUGGUGUAGGUUCCAAAAGAAAGAAGGAUAAGAGGGGGAAAAAAAUGAAAAUGCAUCAAAAGGAGGAUGAGUUGUUAUAUGAUGAGGAGGCUAUAGGAAAUGAAGAUGUGAAUAUAUUUGAGGAGGAGGAAGAGGAAGAUGACGAUGAGGAAGAGAAUGAACAUUUUAAUGAUGAUGAAGAAGAAGAGGAAGAGGAGAAUGAUGGAAAUUAUAAUGAUGAUGAAAAAGAACAUGGAAGUUAUAAUGAUGAGGAUGAAGAAGAGAAAAAAAGUGCUUGUAAUAAUGACAGUACAAAAAAUACUGUUAUUAAGGAAGAAAAAGAUGGAUUAAAUAUAUCAGAGAGUAGUCAUAAUAAAGUAAAUAUAAAAAAUGAUAAUAUGAAGAGAGAAGAAAGUUGUCCAAAUGGUUCUAAUGGUCCAAAUGAAAAGGUUAAAGAUUUUCAUAUAAAUGAUAAUAUAAAUGAUGAACAUAAUAAUAAUAAUAAUCAAGUUGAUGAUAUCAAAAACAAUAUAGAGAAUGAAGUAAAUAACACUGUGGAAACAUCAAAAGAUAUAAAUAAUAAUGAAGGUAUUAUAAAGAGUGAGAAUGUAGAUGAUGAGAAAGGAUUAAGUAAUAAAUUAUUUUUAGAAUGGGAUGACUUAAGUGUUACUUCAAAAUUAAGAAUCAUUCGUAUGUUAUUAAAUUUAGUUCUAUGUGAAAGUACUAAUUUAAAGAAGAUGUUAGGUGAUGAGAAAUUAAAUUAUAAUAAUGGUUAUUUAGGUAAGGUAAAAAAUGAGAAGUAUUGGUUUAUUUUUAAUGAUACAAUAAAUAUAGAAUAUAAAUUAUAUUUAGAAAGAGAAGAAGAGGGUUCUUUUAUUUUUAUAUGUGAUGAUGAUGAUAUGUUAUAUACUAUAGGUUAUAACUUUUUAAGAAAUAGUGACACUAAAUUUAUGGGUGAGGCUUUAAUUGAAAGAUAUAAUAAAGUAUGUAGAGAAAGAAGAAAUCGAAGUCGAAUGUUGAAACAACAGAAGAAAUUAUUAUGUGCUGAUAUUAAUAUGAAUGAUCCAUUAUUUGGAACAAAAAAGAGACAGACGAAACAGGUUGAAUAUUUUAAUUUUGAUAAUAAUGAAAAGAUGAGAAGGAAAAAAAGUGAUAUUAGUAAUAAUCCAUAUUCAGUACCACCUACAAAGUCUUAUCAGAAGAAUGAUAGAUCAUUUAGAUUGGCAGCACGAAAUGCUCAAAAAGGAAGUGUGGAUGAUUUAGAGGCAUGGAAAUUGAAUGAGGGUUUAAUGGGUGUAGACAAUCAGGGAUCUAUAUCUGGAAAUUAUAAUAUAGGAUAUGAUGUUAAUAAUAUGGUCGAUACAAGCAAUAGAAAUGACAAUAUCAAUAAUAAUAAUAAUACAAAUGUGUUGGUUGGUGCAGAUGGAAAUAAUAUUUAUGGUGUUAAUAAUAACAAUGUUGUCGGAUCAGAUGGAAACAAUAUCAUCAACAAUAAUAAUAUUAAUAAUAAUAAUAAUAAUAAUAAUUUGGGAACUGUUAAAAUACCAUUAAAAAGAGGAAGGAAAAAAAAAUCUGAAAAAAAAAAGAGAGGUAGGAAAAAGAAAAUUCUCUCUUUAGAUGGUAUAGGUGAUUUAACAAAUAAUUUAUCUGGUGUAGGUGUUGAUGAGAAUAGAAGAAAAACUAUAGGGGCUCCAGGUAGAGUUAAGAGAGGUACAUAUACAAAAAGAAAUACAAAGCCAUCUAUAUCUAUAAAAUAUGGAACAAGAAGUAAUUCUAUAAAUAAAUAUGAAAAUGAUGUGAUGUCAUUUAAUGAUUAUACUUUAAAUCCUGGAUUAAGUAUGGAUGAAUUUUAUAAAAAUAUGAUUAUGGAUCCCAAAUUUUUUCAUGCGAAUAUGAGUAUGAAUAAUUAUAUGAAUGGAGGUUUUAAUAUUCCAAAUAAUAAUAAUAAUACUAAUAAUACUAAUAAUAAUAAUAAUAAUAAUAAUAUUUCUUUGAUGAAUAUGAGGAAUGGUAGUAAGAUGGGUGGUGCUAUGAAUAAUUUAGGAGGUUAUAAUUUCCCUUAUAUGUGUACACCCCCACCUAUGUUUAAUCAAUAUUAUAUGUAUAAUGGAAGUAAUAUGUAUUUACCAACUAGUGGUACUAAUAAUAAUAUGAAUAUUAGUAAUACAAAUAAUGGUUCUGCAGCUGUUGUUGGAAAUGUUUUAUCUAAUCAAAAUAGUGUGAAGGACAUGAAGGGUGAAAAUAUAUUAAUGUCUAAAAAUAAUAUAAUGGAAAACAGAAAUUCUGUAUUAUUAAAUAGUAUGAAUAAUAUAAAUAUGAAUAAUAUGGCUCAUAAGAAUAGUUUGAUUGGAAAUGAUGGUAUUAAUAUGAUGAAUAAUAAUAAUAAUAGUAAUAAUAAUAAUGUGAAUAAUGUGAAUAAUGUGAAUAAUGUGAAUUUUAUGGAUAACAUUGGAAAUAACAACAACAAUAAUAAUAGUAAUAAUAAUAAUAAUAAUAAUAGUAAUAAUAAUAAUAAUAAUAGUAGUAAUAAUAAUAGUAAUAAUAAUCCUAUGAAUAAAUUCAACAAUUAUAUGAUGAAUAGAAACGUCCUAAAUAAUAUGGGAGGCACGAACCCAAUGUAUAACCAUAUGUAUAAUAUGAAAUUCCCUUAUAUGAAUAAUGAAAUGAUGAAUUAUAAUUAUAAUAUAAAUUCAUUUCAAAAUAUGAACUAUGAUAAAAUAAAUAAAAGUAUGUUUAAGAGAUAUCCUAAUUUUAUGAGUGGUUAUCCUUAUAAUAAUAUGAAUCCAUAUAACAAUUUUAAUGCUUUCAAUAUGAAUUACCAACAAAAUGAACAACUGAAUCAAUUAUCUAACAUGCAAGGAGCAUAUAAAGGUAAACUAAUGAAUGAUAAUUUAUCCAGUUUUCAAUUAUAUAAUAAUAAUAAUAAUACGAAGCAAAAUAAUAAUGAUAAUAAUAAUAUCGAAGGUGGUAAUAAUAAUAUUGAUGAUGGUAAUAAAAAUAAUGAUAUUAAUAAAAAUGAUAUUAUAGAUAAUAGCAAACAUAAUGAGCAACCUGUUGGGGGAAUAGCUCCUAAUAAUGAUUGUAUAAAUAGAGGAGAGGAUAAUCAGAAAAUGGAUUUAAAAGGUGACACUGUAGAAGCAUUAGUAGGAAAUAAUAAUGAUAAAAUGAAUAAUAGUGAUAACAAUUUGAAUUCUUUAAAAAAUUUAGGAAAUAUAAAUAGUCCAUAUAAUAUGGAUAACAUAUCACAAAUGAGAAAUUCUGUAGGUGGAUCAUCUAUGGGUAUGAUAAAUCCUGGUCAUAUGAAUAGUUCACAUGGUGGAAGUAUAAUGAAUAAGGAUAAAUUGAGAGACCUCCAAAUGAAUAAUAAUAAUAAUAGUAAUCAUAAUAGUAAUAAUAAUAAUAAUAAUAAUAAUAGUAAUAAUAAUAGUAAUUAUUUAAAGGCUAAUCCUUUAGAUCAUCCUAUGAAAAAUAUGAAUAAUAAUUCAAUGGAUGAUAAAUAUACAAAAGAUAAUAAUAAUAAUAAUAAUAUGAUGAUGAUGAUGAUGAAUAGUGUUUACAAUAUAAUGGGAACAGAUAAUUUCCAUAUGAAUAAUAGUCAUAUGAUGGAUCCUAUGGGUGCAUCUAAAAUGAAUGAAAAUAUAUAUAACCAUAAUAAUAAUAUAAAUUUUGAAAACAAUACCAAUCAGAACAAUAAUAAUAAUAAUAGGAUACAGGAUAAACUUCCAGAAUGA